Tuber melanosporum (Perigord truffle) is the source of this 1547-nucleotide messenger RNA. RefSeq lists its product as uncharacterized. Gene Ontology annotation, biological process: regulation of transcription by RNA polymerase II; DNA-templated transcription; nucleotide-excision repair. The transcript is spliced from 6 exons. The record is from RefSeq and is a predicted model, not a curated record. NCBI's taxonomy places the organism in Eukaryota, Fungi, Ascomycota, Pezizomycetes, Pezizales, Tuberaceae. The coding region runs from base 138 to 1547 and encodes 469 amino acids. Gene Ontology annotation, cellular component: transcription factor TFIIH holo complex; transcription factor TFIIH core complex. Gene Ontology annotation, molecular function: zinc ion binding.
CUUUCCUUUGACAAGGCGACUACGGCUGCUACAACUACGGCUGCUAAUUUACCAAGCCUACGAACGAGCCACGUCUUUGUUAACACAUCUAGCAGGAAGGGGAGAAUUCUUUGGCCCGAGAGUUUUCUAGAAGGAACAUGGCAGAUUCAGACGAAGACUACAUCGCUACCGACGACGAGGAGAUCGGAGCUCACAACAUCAGCAAGAGUGGGCGUCACCGAGGAGCUGGGGGUGCGGCAGCAACAGGAGGAAGCGGAGCUCGGUCAAAGAAUGGCAGCAAACCCGGCGGUGGCGCGCAGAAGCGAGAACGAUGGGAGGACAUUAAGAGGUCUUGGGAUAAUGUUGUUGAAGGGGAAGACGGGAGUCUGUCUUCUACUGUUGCGGGAUUGUUGGAAGCUGGGAAACGGAAGAGGCUAUUGAAAGAUACUACUCCGUUACAAAGGGGUAUCAUCCGACACCUGAUCCUUAUCCUCGACCUCUCCUCUGCAAUGAUGGAGAAGGACUUCCGGCCUACGCGUUAUCUACUCUCGCUGCGGUACGCUUGCGACUUUGUCCGGGAGUAUUUCGAACAGAACCCCAUCUCGCAGCUCGGUGUCCUGGGAAUGCGGGAUGGGCUUGCGGUACGGAUUAGUGAUCUGAGUGGGAAUCCUGUGGACCAUAUCGAAGCUAUAGGGAAACUCCGUCUGGAUGAAGGGAAGGGCGCGCCGUCGCUGCAGAAUGCGCUGGAGAUGUCGAGGGCUGCGUUAUUUCAUGCGCCGUCACACGGUACGAGGGAGGUGGUUAUUGUAUUUGGUGCGCUGUUGAGCUCGGACCCCGGGGACAUACAUCAGACGAUUAGCCAUUUGGUUGAGGAUAAGAUUCGGGUUAGUGUUGUGGGAUUGUCGGCUCAGGUCGCUGUGUGCCGGGAGCUGUGCAAGAGGACGAACGCUGGGGAUGAGGGUGUCUAUGGCGUCGCUCUAGACGACAAGCAUUUCAGAGAGCUACUACUUGAUACAACUAUUCCCCCUGUCACACGCUCUGCGAAGAUGAGUGCUUCAAGUCUGCUCAUGAUGGGUUUCCCCUCCCGAAUGGUGGAAAAAACAGCUUCAUUAUGCGCAUGCCACUCGACACUAACAAAAGGCGGUUACCUCUGCUCCCGUUGCUCCACAAAGGUCUGUGCACUACCAAUGGAGUGUCCAGCCUGCGGUUUAACCCUCAUUCUCUCCACCCAUCUUGCAAGGUCCUACCACCACCUCUUCCCGUUGAAAAAUUGGGUAGAGGUUCCCUGGAAAGCAGCAUCAAAGUCAACCCACUGCUACGCUUGCCAAAUCCCGUUCCCUCACCCCCCGGCGAAACCCGAAGAACUCUCCGCGCCGGCAAAGACCGCUACGGGAACAUCUGUCUCGAGUAGGUACGCUUGCACGAUAUGCCACAAUCAUUUCUGCAUCGACUGUGAUGUGUUUUGUCACGAGACUUUGUAUAAUUGUCCCGCCUGUCAGUCCAGUGUGCCUAAAGGGAGGAUUUCUAAUGGCGCCAGGGGGAGAAGUGAUCCCAUGGAAGUGGGUUGA